GGCUGGGUUGAUUUUUUUUUCCAAGAGGCUUCCCCACCCACCUGACUCCUGUCUCUUGGUCUGCAGGACUCCAUGUUUUCUCUGGCUUUGAAAUGCCUUAUCAGCCUCUCCACCAUCAUCUUGCUGGGCCUGAUCAUCGCCUACCACACGCGCGAGGUGCAGCUCUUUGUGAUUGACAACGGGGCAGACGACUGGCGCAUUGCCAUGACCUACGAGCGCAUCCUGUACAUCAGCCUGGAGAUGCUGGUCUGCGCCAUCCACCCCAUCCCUGGCGAGUACAAGUUCUUCUGGACAGCACGCCUGGCCUUCUCCUACACGCCGUCGCGGGCCGAGGCAGACGUGGACAUCAUCCUGUCCAUCCCCAUGUUCCUGCGGCUCUACCUGAUCGCCCGCGUCAUGCUGCUGCACAGCAAGCUCUUCACUGAUGCCUCUUCCCGCAGCAUUGGGGCCCUCAACAAGAUCAACUUUAAUACGCGCUUCGUCAUGAAAACGCUCAUGACCAUCUGCCCCGGCACCGUCCUCCUGGUCUUCAGCAUCUCUCUGUGGAUCAUUGCCGCCUGGACCGUCCGUGUCUGCGAAAGGUACCACGACCAGCAGGACGUCACCAGCAACUUCCUGGGUGCCAUGUGGCUCAUUUCCAUCACCUUCCUCUCCAUUGGCUACGGGGACAUGGUCCCUCACACCUACUGCGGCAAGGGCGUCUGCCUCCUCACCGGCAUCAUGGGGGCUGGCUGCACCGCACUGGUGGUGGCUGUGGUGGCCCGAAAACUGGAGCUCACAAAGGCUGAGAAGCACGUGCACAACUUCAUGAUGGACACACAGCUGACAAAGCGGAUCAAGAACGCUGCGGCCAAUGUCCUCCGCGAGACAUGGCUUAUCUACAAACAUACCAAGCUGCUCAAGAAGAUCGACCAUGCCAAAGUCCGGAAGCACCAGAGAAAGUUCCUUCAAGCCAUUCACCAGUUGCGAAGCGUGAAGAUGGAGCAGCGGAAGCUGAGUGACCAGGCCAACACACUAGUCGAUCUUUCCAAGAUGCAGAAUGUCAUGUACGACCUGAUCACGGAGCUGAACGACCGCAGCGAGGACCUGGAGAAGCAGAUCGGCAGCCUGGAGUCCAAGCUGGAGCAGCUGGCAGCCAGCUUCCACUCGCUGCCCCUGCUUGUCGCCGAUGCGCUGCGCCAGCAGCAGCAGCAGCUGCUGGCAGCCGUGAUGGAGGCGCGGGGCGUCAGCGUGACUGUGGGCACCCCCCAGACGCCGCUGUCCGACAGCCCCAUCGGGGUCAGCUCCACCUCCUUCCCCACCCCGUACACCAGCUCCAGCAGCUGCUAGGCUGCCGCUCCCAGCCCUCCACGCUGGCGAAGCCUCUGCACACGCCGGCUCUCUCCUGGUUCUCUUAUGCUGCGGCCCCUGGGACCAAGCCAGCGCAAGGAGCCGGGCAGGACUGAUGCCGCAGCAUGCCCAGCCCUCCACAACAUCGGCCUGGAGCCCAGCACUGCCUGCAGGCAGUGAAGGGAGCGGCGGGCCUGUGCUGCAAUGCCCGUGGACAGCAGGAGUCCACGCUCAAUCUCAGGUCUUCACAUGGAAAAAAUGGGGCGGGCCACAGGCUGCUCAGUGGGAGCUUCCUCCCCUGCCCCACGCCACGGGGAAAGGGCAGGGGCAGUUUGCAGGCCACGACCUGGAUCUCCCCCCUGCCCCCCCCACUCGCCCCCCACCUUCAGGGCAGUGCCAACGAUGCCAAUUUUGCACAGGCCCUGACUGAAGAGGCUGGCUCUCCACCGUGCCUGCACC
This is a messenger RNA of Gavialis gangeticus (Gharial), 1788 nucleotides long. RefSeq names its product potassium calcium-activated channel subfamily N member 3 (gene KCNN3). The transcript is spliced from 7 exons. The record is from RefSeq and is a predicted model, not a curated record. Gene Ontology annotation, cellular component: neuronal cell body; plasma membrane; neuron projection. Gene Ontology annotation, molecular function: small conductance calcium-activated potassium channel activity; calmodulin binding. Bases 73 to 1329 code for a protein of 418 amino acids. Lineage: Eukaryota; Metazoa; Chordata; Crocodylia; Gavialidae. Gene Ontology annotation, biological process: potassium ion transmembrane transport.